This is a messenger RNA of Rhododendron vialii, 3073 nucleotides long. RefSeq names its product CRM-domain containing factor CFM3A, chloroplastic/mitochondrial. Lineage: Eukaryota; Viridiplantae; Streptophyta; Magnoliopsida; Ericales; Ericaceae. Bases 103 to 2760 code for a protein of 885 amino acids. The transcript is spliced from 9 exons. The record is from RefSeq and is a predicted model, not a curated record. Gene Ontology annotation, molecular function: mRNA binding. Gene Ontology annotation, biological process: RNA splicing, via transesterification reactions.
AGCCAGACCCAGAGGGAAGGAGGAUAAUCUGAACUUUUUCCGCACAAAGCUUCAAAAUUUCUUGCAGGUGUUCUCUCUCUCUCUCUCUCUCUCUCUCUCUAAAUGACACUUCAAGUCUACCCAGCAACAACCACCUUCAUAGACUCCCUCCACAGCUCAGUCUCCAAGCUCCAUGUCACCUCACGCCUGCGGUUCUUCAGGUACAGUUCCUCCGCUCCUUCCAAUAAUCAAAACCUAACAUCACACUCAAACCCACAUGGAUACCCACUAGGAAAGUCCAAUUCUUUGAGAAAAACCAAGGGUACAAGAUGGGUUUUUUAUGCAUAUUCAUCUGCUAGUAGUAGUUGGUUAGAUAAAUGGAAUGAAACCCAGAAAGAAAAUAAGCCCAAACCGCCUCAACCGGUACUGAGUUAUCGAAAUAGUGGCAAUGCUUCAAAUUUAGGUCCUGUAAGGAUUACUUGUAGCGCGGUGAGUGGCGGUGGUGGUGGAAGUACAAUGGAGAAGAUUGUGGAGAAAUUGAAGAAAUUUGGGUAUGUAGAUGAUGUGAAAGAGAGGAAUGAGGAGGGGGCGCGGAGAGUAAUCGAGAAAGGGUCUGUUGAGGACAUAUUUUAUGUUGAGGAAGGUAUGUUGCCGAAUGCGCGAGGUGGGUUUUCAGAAGAACCGCCAUUUGGGGAAGAAAACUUGUUUGGAAGCAAUAAUAAAGGGGCGGUGAGGUUUCCUUGGGAGGAUGUGAUGGAAGAGGAAAAGGAGAAGAAGGAUUCAGUGAGGCUUAAGAGUAGGACUUCGUUAGCUGAAUUGACUAUUCCGGAGACAGAGCUCAGGAGGCUGAAGAACUUAGCUCUUCGCACCAAGAACAAGACAAAGAUUGGCAGUGGUGGCGUCACUCAAGCAGUGGUGGAUUUGAUUCAUGAGAAGUGGACGUCAACUGAGAUUGUGAGAUUGAAAAUUGAGGGUGCGCCUGCACUUAAUAUGAAGCGGAUGCAUGAGAUAUUGGAGAGAAAAACUGGUGGCUUGGUGAUUUGGAGGUCUGGCACUUCUAUUUCUUUGUACAGAGGUGUGAGUUAUUUGGCUCCUUCAGUGAGAUCAAACAAAAAAACAUGGAACAGAAAUGAUAUUUCACGUAAUUCCUUAACAACUAUUGAUAACAAUAUAGACUAUUCAGAAUCCAGUCCUAUUUGUGAUGUCCAUGCUCCUCGAGGAGACUCGGGGAGCACUCUUGAGGAGAAAAAAAGCACAGAAUUAUCAACGGAAGUGGAAUAUGAAGAUGAAGUUGACAAGCUGUUAGAAAGUUUGGGGCCUAGAUACACUGAUUGGCCAGGAGAUGAUCCACUCCCCGUCGAUGCAGAUUUACUCCCUGGAAUUGUUCCUGGUUAUGAACCUCCCUUCAGAAUUCUUCCUUAUGGGGUGAGAUCUACACUCUCAGUAAAGGAUGCUACAUCUUUAAGAAGGCUUGCCAGAGUUCUCCCUCCGCACUUUGCUUUAGGUAGAAGCAGGCAACACCAAGGAUUGGCGUCUGCCAUGAUCAAGUUAUGGGAAAGAAGUAAGAUUGCAAAGGUUGCCCUUAAACGUGGUGUACAGCUAACUACAAGCGAGAGAAUGGCUGAAGAAAUUAAGAAACUGACAGGCGGUAUCCUUCUCUCCAGAAACAAGGAUUUCUUAGUGUUUUAUAGGGGAAAGAAUUUUUUGUCACGGGAGGUGGCAGAAGCAUUACUUGAAAAAGAGAGAUUGGCAAAGACCCUUCAAGAUGAAGAGGAGCAAGCACGGUUAAGAGCUACAGCCAUGGUGAUACCAAAGGUUGAAAUAAAUGAUGAAUUUCAAACUGCCGGUUCACUUGAGGAAACAUUGGAUGCCAGUGCUCGGUGGGGAAAAACAAUGGACAAUCGCGACAAGGUAAAAGUGAUGAGAGAAGCAGAGAUGUUAAAGCAUGCCAACCUUGUUAGAAAGCUUGAGAGCAAGCUUGCUUUUGCUGAGAGGAAGCUCAUGAAAGCCGAACGGGCCUUACAAAAGGCAGAGAAGUCUUUAGCACCAUCAGAUCGCGCAGCGGACCCAGAUAGCAUAACUGAUGAGGAGAGGUAUAUGUUUCGCAAGCUUGGUUUGAGGAUGAAAGCCUACUUGCUUCUUGGUAGGCGUGGAGUGUUUGAUGGAACAGUGGAGAACAUGCACUUGCAUUGGAAGUACCGAGAAUUGGUUAAGAUCAUUGUAAAUGCCAAGAGCUUUGACCAGGUAAAAAAUGUUGCACUGUCACUGGAAUCUGAGAGUGGUGGUGUUUUGGUAUCAGUCGACAAAAUAUCCAAAGGGUAUGCCGUAAUUGUGUUUCGGGGAAAGGACUAUCAGCGACCUGCUUUUCUAAGGCCAAAGAAUCUUUUGACCAAGCGGAAGGCUUUGGCACGUUCAAUUGAGAUCCAAAGGCGUGAGGCUCUCCUUAAUCAUAUUUCAACUCUGGAAACAAGAGUGGGGAAUCUAAGAUCUGAAAUUGACCAAAUUGGUAUUGUAAGGGACUCUGGAGACAAGGAGCUUUAUGACAAACUAGAUUCUACUUAUUUGACAGAAGACGAGGACAAUGAGGAGGAAGGGGACGAGGACGAGGACAAGACAUAUCUUGAGACGUACGACACGGAUAGUGAUGGUGAAGAUGAAAAUGAGCACUCGAUUCACAAUCACCACUUGGAAACAAAUUUUCCCUACGAUUUCCAAGAUCAAGAGUCAGAAGAACGUGAGGAUCAUGAUCCGUACGCAGCUGCCGUCAAUGAGUCACAAUAAACUAGUUGAUGAAAUGGAGGAAUUCAUGCGAUUCGAAUGUGAGGAUCAUGAUCUUCGGGACUGCACAUAUCUGGCUAAUUAAAAGAAGAGGUGGAAUUCAUGCGAUUCUUGAAAAGCAAACAGCGAGAAUGGCUUCAUUCGAUAAGGAUUUGGGUUGGCCAAAGGUACAGACAGAUGCAUCAUGGAAUAAUCGAUCCGUGUAUCGGCUUCUCAAUCUUCAGUCCAUGUUAUUUUUUCCGGUAAAUAGUCCAUUGUAGUUGUCGAUCAUAACUUAUACAUAGUUAAUAUAAGAAAAAAUCACUUUUGUGCUUUA